Clavispora lusitaniae ATCC 42720 is the source of this 828-nucleotide messenger RNA. RefSeq names its product 2',3'-cyclic-nucleotide 3'-phosphodiesterase. Gene Ontology annotation, molecular function: 2',3'-cyclic-nucleotide 3'-phosphodiesterase activity. Gene Ontology annotation, biological process: cyclic nucleotide metabolic process. NCBI's taxonomy places the organism in Eukaryota, Fungi, Ascomycota, Pichiomycetes, Serinales, Metschnikowiaceae. The record is from RefSeq and is a predicted model, not a curated record.
AUGAUACGAGGUAUUUUACUGACCACGCAAGGUUUAGGCGUCGCAUUGUGGCUUUGUCCGAAGAAAUCAUCUAAUGUAUAUGACAAGUUGGAAACUGUCAUGAACUCCUUAAGCACAGUUUUCCCUGGUCAGCCCCCAAAGUUUGAACCACAUGUUACAAUUACAACCAAUAUCGCACUCGACUUAGAACAUCCAAAGGAUGAUGUUGAUAGGAUACUAUCAGCGUGUUGCAUAGCCCUUGAGUCUCUUCCUAGAAACGGUUCAGAUCGGGAGUGGGUCCGCUUGGGUAGUGUAGACACUCAGAGGAAAUAUUUCAAGAAACUUUACUUCCAAGUACUUCGAAACCCUACUUUGGAUUCCUUUGCUAGGAUUGUUCGGGAGCUUUUUGUUAUAUUACCCGAGAAGGUAGAACAAGAACAGAAAAUCAAAAACCCACAUUUGUUCCAAAAAGACUCUUCAGGCAAUCUUGUACGGAAGCGGAAAUCUGUUCUGAAGAAAGGUGGCAACAAAGAGGAACCUGUGGAAGUAGCCAUUGAUAUUCAAAGAUUGCAACAAGAGCUGGCAGUUGAAGCUGCUCAAUGGUCCACACAAGAAUAUGACCCACAUCUUUCCCUAGUUUACAGUGACUUACACCCCAUUGAUAAUGCCCUCUGGCAUACUAUAAGGUCAAGAGUGCUGGAUUAUUUGUCAAUCGAUGACUGUGACCUGAAGGAUUGGAAUUUGGAAGGAAAUGGUGUUUCAUGGGAAGGUGGUGUCCUAAAGUUGGUUUACUGUGAGGGAAACGUGAACGAAUGGGCAGUCUUGGGCUCUGUAGAUUUACACAUGUGA